AUAAAAUCCAGAACUCGCAAAAUAUUUGUAUGAUGUUAAGAGAGAGGAAAUAUAACAAUAAUAAUAAAAACAAUAUGUCCCAGGGCAUAGACGAUAAAAUACUGUAAUUGAUUUUCGAAACCCCUCAGUAAGCAUUCAUAGUCUGUUUCGUUAUCGACACUAACAAUUCAUUAUGUGGUCGAUGCAGGACUGGGUAUUUAAUUAAUGAAAUUCACUCAAUUGACGUCUCCUCAUUACGUCCUUUUCCACUAAUUUAUUACAUUUCUCGAUGGGGCUUCGUUUGUACUGUAAAAUUAGAAACUAAAAAAAAACAGCAGUUGCAAAAAUGAAAGCUACCGUAACAGUUCUAUUUUCUCUUAUAAUCAUCCCGAGUGUGGUUUACGCUGCACAAUUUAGAGUAACAUCGCAUGUGUAUUUUGAUGUGACACAUGGAAAGAAGGACAUCGGUAGAAUCAUCAUUGGAUUAUUUGGAGAUGAUGCACCAAAAACUAUAGAAAAUUUUCGACACAUUUGUACUAAGGGAAUUGAUGGACUAUCUUACAAUGGAACGCGUUUUCAUCGUGUGAUUUUUAAAUUUAUGAUUCAAGGCGGAGAUAUAUUAAAGGGAGAUGGAGCCGGUUCGAUGUCAAUUUAUGGAAAAUAUUUUGAGGAUGAAAAUUUGACGAUAAAUCACACUGCUCCGGGAUUUUUGGGUAUGGCAAAUCAUGGACCGGAUACAAAUGGCUGUCAAUUUUAUAUCACAACGGUUCCUGCUCCAUGGCUUAACGGAAAACAUACAGUAUUUGGAAAAGUUAUUGGCGGACAAGAAUGGAUACACGUCAUUGAACGAAUAAAGACAACAACUGAUGACGAACCAGUCGAGCCAAUCUUUCUUUCAUCUUGUGGUGAACUUGAGUUAUCUAAACCAUAUUGGACAUCUGACAAUCCAUAUGAUAUUUGGGGUUGGAUAAAAGCUUCCUCUAUUCCAUUGACAAUGUCAUUUACAAUCUUGACAAUUUUCCAAUAUUUUAUUAAGAAGCUGGAUAAAUAUUCUUAAAAAAGAAUACAAUUCUGACCUAUUUUUAUCCAUUUAUGUAUGUAAAUAGAAUAAAGAAGCCAUUCAUCUGUUCAUUGAUUUUCUAAGCAUAAUGUUUUGUUGAAAUUCGCCAUUAUGUUGUGAAACAGUUAAAAAUAAUAUAAGCUUAUUAUAUUUAUUGAUUACAUAAUCAACAUUAUGCAACUUUUGAUUUUAUCAUAAACUUUCAUAAAACAUUAGGUAUUUAAAAUU
Chironomus riparius is the source of this 1267-nucleotide messenger RNA. NCBI's taxonomy places the organism in Eukaryota, Metazoa, Arthropoda, Insecta, Diptera, Chironomidae. The record is from the annotation of a GenBank genome assembly.